This is a messenger RNA of Biomphalaria glabrata, 3328 nucleotides long. Its product is annotated as proline-rich protein PRCC-like. NCBI's taxonomy places the organism in Eukaryota, Metazoa, Mollusca, Gastropoda, Planorbidae. The record is from RefSeq and is a predicted model, not a curated record. Gene Ontology annotation, cellular component: nucleus. The transcript has 7 exons. The coding region runs from base 315 to 1835 and encodes 506 amino acids.
CGGUUGAAAAUUAUAAAAAAAAAAAAAAUACACAUAUUCUUGAUCUACAUCUAGUUCACACAGAUCUAAGUCUGGACCUAGAUUAAAAAGAAUAAAUCAAUAGACCUAUCUAGAUCUAGUAAGUCUAGAUCUAUCUAAAUCUAGAUUCUAUACUUUCUAAAAAUUUGGAUUCCCGAUCUAAAGUGUAAAGGAUCUAUAACUAGAUCUACAUUCAAACUAAUUUUAACUAAAUUUCAGAUCUAGAAUCUAGAUCCAGAUUCCAUCUAGAUUCUAAAGAGUAAAGUCACUCUACUGUAUGUAAACAUUAAUUAAACAUGUCUUUGGGUCUAGUUGCUUACGGUGCAAGCGACGACAGUGAUACAAGUGAUAAUGAACAGGCAAAUCUCGAUCAAAAUGUUCAUGCUGCUUCAGGUGGAGUGUCGGGGCAUAUCAGCGAUGAAGACGAUUUUCAAACAGUGAGCUCAACCUCUGCACCAAUAUUUGCACAUCUCUCAUCUUCGCUGUAUUCAAAGGAUACCUUUUCCAAUUCAAAUAGUUCAGCAUUUGAUAAUGAUAUUAAUUCAACAUCUUUAACUUCAUUGGAAGAUUUACCACCACCACAGUCAAAGACAAUUGAUCUACCAGAUUUGGUUGAAGAUGAACUUGAGGAUGAAGUUAAACCAAAAGCUUCAGAAAUGGCCAUUGCUCAGCAGCCACCAAAUAAGAAAAGCAAACAGCCUGUCAGGAUUAUUAUUCCAUCUUUAAAUGAGGUUGAAGAUGAUGAAUCUGAUAAAACUACAGCUACAUCCACUACAUCGAAAACAACUGGACUGUUCUCAUUACUCCCUGCACCAAUGCAUUCUGUCAAGAAAGAAAUUAACAGACCAUUGAUUCCUCACAUUAUCACUAAAAAGCCUGCUUCUAAUAAAAAGAAUUGUGUACCAGACAAAAAUGUACUUUCUAGCACCUCAGAUAAACUUUCAGAAAUACAAACUUCUGCAAAUGUGUCCACUAAACAUAUGACAGCUUUCAAUGCCCUAACUGGCUUUGAGAGUGACAGUGAAGAAGAGGAAAAUGCAAAUAGCAGUAACAAUUUCUUCUCAUUAGAGUCAACAACAGAGUCAUCUAGUAAAGCAUCCACUGCUACAGCUACACAAGAUAAGUUCCAGAUAGAGGAAAUUUCAAGCUCUGGUGCAGAAACUAGUCCAUCUCUGAAAGAAGCUCCCAACAGAGAUGUCAGUGGUGAUUCUUGUGCUGAUGUUAGUGAAAGUGAAUCUGAUGCAGCUCUUGCUGGUCCAGAACCAGGGGCUAUCAAUGAUGCACCACUUGACUUUAUGAGAAUGAACCAAUUGAGGUCCUGGCCCGGAUCUUCUUAUGGCUUUCUGCCAGCAGUUGGACUUUCAGGACCUGUUACUCCUGCAGCCUAUACCUCAUUUGAGAAUUCAUUAUCUGUGCCUUCCAAUUCACAGUAUAAUUUAGCCAAUACAGAGGAUGAAAAUGUCAAUGACAUUGAACAAGGCAUGAUGGAAGAAGAUGAUCUCAUGAAAUUUAUGAAUGACAAAGAGUUUCAAAGAUUGCAAGGCAAACGCAAGCGUGGUGCAGAGGAAGCCAUUAGUUUUGUUGAUGCCAAUGUUGAUGACUAUGUUGAUCCUUCUGAAGUCUCUAAACACCUAACGGAGGAGAGCUCUUAUGUUUCACACAAAAAUAAAGACAAUUUACCAACUGCACAGCAGAGAAGAAAAAAGCAAAUCACUUACCUAGCUUACCAGGCCAAAGAACGAGAGAUGGAACUGAAAAAUACUUGGGCCCAAAAUAAAUUGACAAAGAAACAAACACAGUCAAAGUAUGGGUUUUAGCUGUAAUCGGAUCAUCAGUAUAUGUAUAAAGAACUAGCAUAAUAAUGAAUGCAUUCACUAGAUAUUGAGCAAAUUUUUAUUAAACAUUUUACAUUUCAAUAAUGUAGAAAUUACACUUUCAAUUUCUUUCAGGAAUGUGAUAGAUUGUACAUCUGAGGUAUACAUUAAUAUAAUGGUUUGAAUGAACUAAGUUACUUGAAACUGUAUAAAACAUAGAAUUGUGAGAUGCAAAUGGUAAUCCCAAGUGUUUUGAAUAUUUAGAGGGAUUAAGAAUACUCAAUUCGUGUACCUGUAGUCAUUUUCGGAUGUGUUAAGUUCAUUGUGAUGUUAGGAGGGCUAAAUUAUCAUUCACGUUCAAAUAAUAUGGAGUCCACUAUCAAUAGCCACAGUUUGUGGAACAAAAUGAUGUGGUUACAUGUGUGUCAAGUGGGCUAUUGAAUAUGGGCACAAUUUGUACCUAAUCAAAGAACUCAUUAAAAAUGCCCUAACAUUCUUUUUCCCUCCUUAAAUAUUCCUGAAACAUAGUUUUAUCUUCUAUGCAUGAAUCCUUUAUAAAACUAUGCCAUGAAGCUGAUUGUUUUAACUACAAGUCAUUCUAUAUCAGAAACAUUGAUUAUCAAAAAUUAUUUUUAUCAAGAUCCCUUAGUUAAUUAGUGAUUUCUGCAUUUCCCAACAUUUGUAUCAACUAGUUUUCUAACUGGGCUUGAUUUAGGGUCAAAUUUGUAUAAAAGAUUCUGACUUGCUUUCUUCCAAGCCUAAACUGGCUUCUUUACCAUUGUAUUAAUAUGCACUGGGACUUAGAGAAAGAUAUUUAUGUGUGCACAUGGGAAAGGUUCUGAAGUUAUUUUUUAUUUGCAAAACUUGUCAUUUCUAGUUACUGAGACUAGAAAUUUUGGCAGCUUUUUCCUCCUCAUUCUACAUUGAGAAUAAGUCUGAGACUGAUUCUGCUAAAUGUGAAUUAUUAUUUUUUUUACAAAUUUUAUGCUUGCUUGACCAAUUGGUCCUUUUUAUUUAUUUAUUUUUGUAAUAAUCACAUAUGUAGUUCUAUCGUAAUUAAAAUAAAACGUAAAAGUGGUGGUUGUAUGUUCAUUUAAGAAAUAUAUGAUGUUUUGUAAUUACGGUAUUUUGAAAAUAUAUAAACAUAAUGGACUACAAAAAAUGUUAAAAGAAAUUAUCUAGAUUUUCAUAAAUGUGACAUGGUUUUGUUUGGCAGUCUUGUUGCCAGUAAAGUAGAGCUUCAUGUUCUAAUGCUGAGUGCUAUAGUCUUACUUUAGGAGAGUAAUAGACGUACAUAAUUUUUCCCUAAUUAUAAUAGUCGCCUAGUUGGAGCUGUUGCACUAUAAAGAUAAAUAGAAUUGUUUGGUUGGACCUAAUUCAUUUCUAUGUUUACUGUUUGUAUUUGUUUUACUUUACCUUUUUGUUUCUCUUACAGCUCAGAAAAAUGUACAGAAUUUCUUGGGAUGCUCUUCAUAAUUAAAAUGUACUAAAUAAUA